AGACGGGCAGCGCCGGGUCGCACCGGAGAGCACGCGGGGAGAGCGGGCGGAGGUCCGGAGAGCGCGCGGGGAUCUGCACUCAGGUACCGUACCGAGGCGGAGCCGCCUCGCGCGAUGCUGGGGAGCGCUGGGUGCGGAGGGGCGCGGUGGGUCCGAGCGGGGCGGGCGGAGGGCGCGCGGAGCUCCGUGCGGCCGCAUCCCUCGGGUCGGCGCCGCGGGGCGGUGGGAGCGGCGCGGUCCGUCCCGGCUCCGCCAGGCGCGGGGCGCCGAACCCCCCCGGCCGCGCUGCGGGAGAUGCCGGCGGGCAGCGAUGCUGCGGGCUGUCGGUCGGGAGCUGCCACAGACGCGCGCUUCUCGCGCCUCGUCUGCUUAUGUGCCGGCCAUGUUAAUGGAACGCCCGUUCCCAAAGGCUGCUGCAGAUUCCCGUUCCCUACAAAACCAUCGCCGCGUUUGCCUCCCCCCUUCCCCGACCUCUCCUCCCCGCUGGGCCCCACGAGGCUUUCCAUUCUCCCGGUUUGCGCUCCUUUCUUCCGUCCGGCAGUUUGCUGCUGCCUGCCCUUCCUUCGGCCGUUCCAUCUCCCACCCCCCGUCUCCCCGCGUCCCGCCGUCCGUGGCUGCACUGAGGUUCAUCAGUCCGUCCCCGCUCGCUGUAACGCACGCUGUUACUCGCAGCCCGGGAUGACACGGGCGGUUCCCGCUAUGGGUUUAUCCAUAGCAUCGCGUCCGUUGCGUUCCCCGCCCCAGCUGCUCUGCGGGGGAGGCUGUUUGCCUUUACAAUUAGCGCCUAAGAACCGGGCUCUUCAAAUUAUCUGCGAUAGUCGGGUGAUGCUUUGGUGUCUUUAUUUCUCCUCGCUGAGCACAUCACCAGCGAGCGCCACGAGCUCGGCUGGUGCGAAAGCGAUGCCCUCGGGUCAGACGAUGAGCUGUUCCUGCGGCUCUCUCCUUACCGAGAAGGAAACGGCUCUUUUAAUCUCGAGGUGAACGCUUUCCUUCGUUACAAACACAACCUGGCAGCAGCAGCCCGCUCUUCUCCGGCAGCACACGGGCAGAUACACCGGGCAGAUACACCCACCACCCUAUCAGCGAUCAGCGCUGUUGCUGAGAAGUGGAUGUGUUCCUCUGAAAGCCGCGGUUGUUUUUUGCCCUGCACCACACCUAUCUCUGUCCGUGCGGACGUGUGUCUGUCAGCAUCCCCUCGGGUGCCCUUUCCGAGCAGCAGUGCUGAGCGUGACUCCAGCUCUAUGUGAGUUAUCCCGCUGCUUUCAGUGCGCUUUCAAAAAUAGAAGUUACGGCGUUGCACUGAAGUGGGAUCCCUGCGUUCCCCGCGUGUCACGGCCAUUCAUUUCAGCCCUGUGCCCACGGCGGUGCUUUCACAAAGGCGUUGUGCCAAUUGUUUCCUUAUUCCGGCCCGUGUCAAAGCAAACCGGCGCUGAGGUCUCCGUGCUUAUUGUUUGCUUAUUGCUGUGCCACACAACGGCUCUGCUCCGCUCUGCCGUGCGGUCGCAUUCCUGCGCGGUGCCUCAGCUUGGCAGGUGUGGCUGGAAUGGCUUCACACACCGCGUGGUGUUCGGGAACCCACCUAACUCUGUGUCUGUCGUCCCCCCCUGCUCACAUCUCCCACCCCACCCUCCCAGCCCCGCUGCAGGUGCUGCUCUCACAGCUUCUGCUUUAUGUUGGGGAACUGCCGAGCUCUGUGUGUUAACAAAGCACCGCUCCCUCGGGGAUAAAUGUUGCGAAACUGAACUCCUCUGUGUCAGCCUGAACCCCUCUGUGCCACCCUUCUGUGGCGCUUUACUCAACAGAAAGCCCUUAAAGCCGCUGUCUGUGGCAGUGUUACCCUGCUGCGGAGCUCUGUCACUGCCUGUCCCCUGUUUGGGUGCUUUUUCCCUCCUCCACCCUCAGCAUAAGGUGAAGGUGAAGGCCUUUCCCUUUCUGCCCAGCGGUGACAACGCGGCCCCUCUGCAUGUAGCGCUCAGCCCGGCUCCCACCGCCACUGCUGGGGGUUGGGUGCUGCUCCUCCUUUUUGAUGCCCACAGGCAAAGGCAGAGGUCUGUGGCCUCUAUUGGUGCUCAGCAUGGAGCACUCUGUGCUUUUCAGUGUAUCCAUCCUCCCUCUAAACUGAGGAUCCUUAUUGUCUUUGUGGCACGUAUCAGUGUCAGCUCGGCUGUCUGCCUUUCGGCUGUGGGGUUCUGUCUACUCCCAGUCUGAUAUGGGAUCUCAGUUUGAAGUUCUCGCUUUCCCUCUGAUGGCCAUUAUUUAUCUCUGGCUGAGGGGGUCACGCACGUUUCUGGGUGUCCCCCUGUUAAAUACAUUCUCCAGGCCGGUAGGUCAGCCUUCACACGGCCACAUCUCUCCCACCCACACCGCUGCCCCUGCAGCACUGCUGUGUGGCAAUGAGGCAGCGGCUGAGCACCACUAUGAGGUUCUUCCCGUUUCCACCUUCGGUUUUUUAUAAUACAGAUACUUCUGUGUAUGCCGAACCACAGCCCCAGAGAUCCCAACAGCAGCGCUACCCCCAAUCAGCUGAAUAUUUCCCGUCCCCCAAGGGGCUGUAUGAAGGGCACAGACUCUUUAGCAGGGUCUGUUGGGAUGGGAUGGGGGAAAAUGGUUUCAUACUGAAAGAGAGGAGGUUUAGAUUGGAUAUAGGGAAGGUUUAACACCACGGGCAGUGAGGCAGUGGCACAGGUUGCACAGAGAGGCGGUGGUGCCCCAUCCCUGCAGACAGCCGAGGUCAGGGGGUGGGCUGUGAGCACUGCUGGAGCUGUGGGUGUCCCUGCUCAGUGCAGGGCUGGCACCAGAUGGCCUUUGGGGUCCCUUCCAACUCCAGCCAUCCCGUGAUUCCUCCUAACUGAGCUUAUAUCAGUUUCCAUGGAAACGGGAGGAUAAUACCAGCAGCACGAAAACACGCGGAUUUAACUGCAUUCGCUGCCGUGUAAACACGUUCAUUACCAAAGGAAGGGCCCAUUUGUGAUGGAGGAAUCCGGAACAAAACCCACCGCUGCUGUGCUGUGGUGCACGCAGCCCUCAGAGCCCGCUGCGGUGUGCCGGGAGAUGGAUGAGGAGAAUUUCGGCCGCGUUUGCAGCGGGGCCGUUCAUUUCUGGAGGGUGAAUCGUCUUUUAAUGCUGAUGCGUUCACGACAACCGGGCGUGGGUUAAAACCGACGAGCGAUGUGUGAGGUUCUGUCUGGAGCGCGGGGCGUUGAGCGGGCGGGGGAGGAGCGCAGCGCGGGCGGAGCGCAGCGGGCACUGCCGGCCCUCACAGCGAGCGGCGCUCCGCUCAGCCCCGCCGGCCCCGCCCCGCCCCGCCCCGCGCCGCCCGGUCACGUCCCUCACGUCUCAGUGCGGCGGCCGCCGGCGCGCGCCCUGCCGGGCUGACUGGCAGCGCCGCACGUCAGCGCGGUGCGGUCACGCGGUGCCGCGGCGUAGCGGGCUCAGCCCGGGCCCAACCCCCCCUUCUGUGAGUGCAGAAUCACGGAGCGGCUCCGGUUGAAGGAGACCUUACCAAUCAUCGAGCUCCGCCCCGUGCCGUGGGCUGGGUGCCCCCCACAGCCAACCCACGGCCUCGGGCGCCUCCGGGGACGGUCGGCACGGCUCUGCGCAGUGCCACGGCCUCACCGCUCUGAGUACCACACGACGUGCCCCUCUGCCGGGGCGGCGCAGGGACCUUUGAGCCCCCAGCGCUCACUGCUGCCUCCAGUCCUGCAUCUCAUCCAUCAGAACCCCACGUCCUUCACGGCGCUGCUCGCAGCCCGUUCUGUCAGUCCGUGUGCUGUCGGGGAUUGCCCCAACCCAGGCACAGCACUCUGUGCUACGUCGUGUUAAACCUCAUUCGGUUCCCAUGGGCCCACUUUUUGAGCCAGGUCCCUCCGGAUGCCAUCAUCCCUUCCACUCAGCUCAGUGCCAUCAAACCGCUGAGGGUGCGCCCCAUCCCCCCGUCACUGUCAAGGAUAAGGAUGUUGGGUGAGGGGCACUACAGACGUACCCCUGCGGGUCUCUGCUCAUCGCUGCCCUCCACCCAUAGACCCACUGACCACAACCUCCGGUUGCGUCCAUCCAACCGAUUCCUUAUCACCAUAUACUCCAGCCAUCAAAUCCAUCUCUCUUCAGUUUAGAGAUAAGGAUGCGGCACAGGGCCAUGUCAAAGGCACAGGUCCAGGUAGACAACAGCACUUGCCCAUCCUUUGUCCACCAGUGCCAUCACCCCAUCACAGAAGGCCACCAGGUGGGUCAGGCACGCUCUGCCCUUGGUGCAACACGAGCAGUGGAUGGCAGGAGCCAUUCCUUCCUGGGGCUGAAGGUUGCUGUGUUCACUGCUGCCAUCUGUUCACAAAGCGUGCUGCUGCUUGAUGGCUUACAGAGCUGCUGGCCUCAUGAAGGCAUGACAUUUUGUACACCUUCUCCUUGCUGUUUUGUUACUGCUUUAAAAAAAUAAAUAUCAAGAGCGUUUUAUGCUCUGUAUCAUACAGACAUCAUUAGGAAAAACAAACCAUUCUGAAAUGGGGACAUACAACCCUAUGUCAGAGAUGCAGCUUCAGACUUUGAUUUACCAGCCCCAAACUUGUGAGAGUGCAGAAACUAAAAAGAUAGGCACCUUUUUAUAUUGUUAUGGCAGUCAGCACAUCGGCCAUCUGCAGUGCCAGACACCUGGAGUCGGGGAACCCUCUUGAGCUGCAUCAUGGGAGCAGUGGUAGUUGAUGAUGGUCCAUCUGGCGUCAAAGCUCCCGAUGGAGGCUGGGGCUGGGCUGUCCUUUUCGGCUGUUUUAUCAUCACAGGAUUCUCCUACGCCUUUCCAAAGGCAGUCAGUGUCUUCUUCAAAGAACUCAUCCGGGAAUUUGGCGUUGGAUACAGUGACACUGCAUGGAUUUCCUCCAUUCUGUUGGCCAUGCUUUAUGGAACAGGUCCGCUCUGUAGCGUGUGCGUCAAUCGCUUUGGCUGUCGCCCGGUCAUGCUGGUAGGUGGCCUUUUUGCCUCCAUGGGGAUGGUGAUAGCCUCCUUCUGCACGAGCAUCGUUCAGAUCUAUCUCACCGCAGGGGUGAUCACCGGUUUGGGUCUGGCACUCAACUUUCAGCCUUCGCUCAUCAUGUUAAACCGUUACUUUGACAAACGCCGACCCUUGGCCAACGGGCUGUCUGCUGCUGGGAGCCCAGUGUUCCUUUGUGCCCUUUCACCGCUGGGGCAGAUACUGCAACAUGAGUAUGGUUGGAGAGGAGGAUUCCUUAUACUGGGUGGGAUGCUGCUCAACUGUUGUGUAUGUGGAGCAUUAAUGAGACCUUUGGAGCCACCCAAAAAAUCUGAAGCUACCAAAGAACCUGCUGAGAAGAAAGCAAAGAAAAAACUCCUGGAUUUCAGCGUGUUUAAAGAUGGUGGUUUUGUGAUCUACACGCUAGCAGCAUCUAUCAUGGUGCUUGGCCUCUUUGUUCCCCCAGUUUUUGUUGUGAGUUAUGCCAAGGAUUUAGGGUAUCAGGACACCAAAGCAGCUUUUCUUCUGACGAUUCUGGGAUUUAUUGAUAUCUUUGCUCGUCCAAUUUGCGGAAUGGUAGCUGGUCUCAAGUGGGUUAGACCACGCUGUGUCUACCUCUUCAGUUUUGCUAUGAUUUUUAAUGGCUUUACAGAUCUCAUGGGCUCCAUGUCUGUCGAUUACGGUGGCCUGGUGGUCUUCUGCAUUUUCUUUGGCAUUUCUUACGGAAUGGUAGGUGCUCUUCAGUUUGAAGUUCUCAUGGCUAUUGUUGGCACUCAGAAGUUUUCCAGUGCUAUUGGCUUGGUGCUCCUGGCAGAAGCGAUGGCAGUUCUAAUCGGUCCGCCGUCAGCAGGUAAACUCUUGGAUCUAACACGGAGGUACAUGUUUGUCUUUAUUAUUGCUGGAAUUGAAGUUACCACCUCAGCGCUGGUACUGGCCUUGGGAAAUUUCUUCUGCAUUAAGAAAAAACCAGCAGAACCACACACAAAAGAAGCAGCAGCAGAAAGAGAGGAAUUAAACAAAUCUGAAGACAAAACUCCCGAGGAUGCCAAGGUGGACUCCAUUGAGGUGGAGCAGUUCCUAAAAGAUGAGCCCGAAAAAAAUGGCGAGGUCGUAACUAACCCAGAAACCUGCGUGUGAGCACGGCACAAAGCCCACACAGCGUUUAGAAGAGGGUCAAACAGAAUUUCAACACUAUUUAUUUUAGAAAUAGAACUAGCUUAGGGCUGGGCCGUCUGCGUUAUUAACUGGAGGCCGGUCAGCUCAUCAGGUCUCUCUGGAAGCUGAUUUACUAAGACAACCUUUUAUCAGAAAAUUAGCUUUAUCAGUGAAAGGUGAAACAUUGUGGUUAUACUUUUUAUGUAAACAAAAAAAGCUUUUCUGAACACAAGUAGAGUCUUGCCAUGCAUCACCAGAAACUGCUCAUUGGCAUGGAUAGAGGAAGGAUAUAUUACGAGUAUGUUUUCAGAUAAUACGGGUGAAAUUGCUGUGUUCUGUGGCUAAAUGUAAUUUCCCUUUCUGUGCUUUUUGGGAAGGGGAAAGAGUUUGAGAUGGAGAAAAAUCUCAGGAACUUAAAGGUCUCCAUUAGGUCUUUGAAUUUCUUACUUUUUUUAGACUUUCAGAUUAAUUGGCUCAGCCCUAGUAUAAUUUUGAUAAUACCUGUUACUUUGGUUUAUGCAAAUGUAUUUCUAUGAGUUUUGUCUAAACCUGUAGUCUUUAUAAUUGUCAUCUGGAAACACUGUACACAGAAAGGCACAUCGCAGGCACUGUCCUCAGCAGAUCACACAAGCCCUGUUCCUAGGGAAUGCUAAAAGGAAAAUAAAAUGAGUAGACUCUAUCCCAACAGACAAUAAGCAAAGUUCAUCUCUGUUCAUAUACACUGCUCUCAGUACAGUUUCCCUGCAACACUGAAAAAUAUUACAGGUAUCAUCCAGAUGGACAGGAGGCUUAGUAGAAUCUUCUGAAAGUGUAUCUGUUUUGUAUAUACAUUUUAAUUGUCCAGAUUACAUCUAUCAGACAUGGGGCUACAGGGUAACUUAGGGGGCAGGUUGGGACUACUUUGAAACACAUUACUGUUACAUCUUUAAUAUGCAACGUCAGCAACGCAGGAAAAACUUGAUGGAUUUCUACCUUUAACGUUUAAUUUACUCCUCUUCCCUCUGCUUUAAUUAUCUAUAGAAGUUCAGAGGGCCAUUCUGGUUGCUUAAGAUGAUGGAACUGCUGAUCACAUUUAUGACAGCACUAAAUGAGAGCUCAUCAAGCGCUGGGCCUGCUCUGCUACCUGUUUACUAUACAAAGGCUCUGUGUAGUCCUUACAUCAUGUCUGAUGUCAAAUGAGGGAAGGGGAAGUAACACAAACAGAUCCGACAAGGCAGGGGUUGGAGAAAUGCAGAAAGGGAAAAGAUUCACUGUGAGGAUUUUGAAUAGGAAAGGAAGGUAGAAGGAAGACAUUCUCUAUUACAUGUAUAAAAAAAUAGAGUAUAUUGUCUAUUCUACAUUUUUUUUCCCCACAAACAUAUUGAAAACAUGUAGUAUUUUCUAUAAAAUGAUGCUAUUUCAACCCAGUUUUCAGAAACGUGUAUAAAAAGCCCUGUGGGAUUUAUGAGUGCAGUAAGAAUCUUCAAAAUAGGCUUAAUUGUAAUGGAUUCUAUUUUCUUCUCAGGGGGGAUUCUAAGGCAGUAUACGGAAGAAAUACGAUCAUGAGUUGUCCCACAUGUGGUCAUUUUAGCAGAUACAGUACAACCAAAGAAGGGCCAAAACCACAACCCAUGGGAUUAUUUUGGAUACCAGCUUCCACUCUGCUAAUUCCUUCACAAUGAUUUUGCAUUGUUAGGACAAAUUUAAACCUUAGGAACACCAUUUUAUUUUUCGGUAGCGAUUUUACACAGAAACGGAUGCUGCACUCAAUAAAAUGUUUAUUUUUUAUAUUGGA
Messenger RNA from Gallus gallus (chicken), 7889 nucleotides. RefSeq names its product solute carrier family 16 member 3 (gene SLC16A3). The coding region runs from base 4676 to 6097 and encodes 473 amino acids. Gene Ontology annotation, molecular function: monocarboxylic acid transmembrane transporter activity. Lineage: Eukaryota; Metazoa; Chordata; Aves; Galliformes; Phasianidae. Gene Ontology annotation, biological process: transmembrane transport; monocarboxylic acid transport. The transcript has 5 exons. The record is from RefSeq and is a predicted model, not a curated record. Gene Ontology annotation, cellular component: membrane.